AUGUAUAAAUCGCCCAACGCAUCAACCAGUGUUAUCGCCACGCUCGGCCCUGUCAGUGCUAACGCCAAAACCAUCGCGGCGUUACUUGAUGCCGGUGCCAAUGUCUUCCGCCUGAAUUUUUCUCAUGGAGAGCACGAGGUUCACGAGCAGACGUACCAACUCAUUCGUGAAGAAUCCAGCAGGCGCCAGCGCGCCAUUGGCAUUUUGCAGGAUUUACAGGGACCGAAGAUCCGCGUGCGGCGUUUCGUCGAUGGCAGCGUUGAGUUAGAAGAUGGCGCAAACUUCACGCUUGACUGCGGCAGCGAUGAUCCGGGCGACUCAAAUCGCGCUGGUGUGAGCUACCGGCAACUCUAUCGCGAUGUAUCGCCAGACAUGAUGCUGUUACUGGAUGAUGGCAAAUUGGCGUUACGUGUGACCGAAAUUAGCGGCAAGAUGAUUCACACCGAGGUGAUACGCGGCGGUCAGCUGUCUGAUCGAAAGGGAAUCAAUAUUCCUGGUGCCGAUUUGAGCAUUCCCGCACUAACCGAGAAAGACAUUGAGGACCUGGCAUUCGGCGCAAAGCUGGGGGUGGACUGGAUAGCAAUGAGUUUCGUCCGGUCAGCCGAAGACUUGCGGUUAGCUAGAAAAUCUAUGCAGAACAAUGAAUCGACCGCCCGGUUGAUGGCCAAGAUCGAGAACCCGGCCGCCGUGACACGCUUCAGCGAGAUUCUUGCCGAGGCCGAUGGCAUUAUGGUUGCUCGCGGCGACCUCGGCGUUGAACUAUCGCCUGAACAAGUGCCCAUGGUUCAAAAACGUCUCAUAAAGGAGGCGCGAGAAAGCGGCAAACCGGUGGUGACAGCGACACAAAUGCUAGAGUCGAUGAUCACCAAUUCACUGCCCACACGCGCCGAGGCCAACGACGUUGCCAACGCGGUCUUCGAUGGCAGUGACGGCAUUAUGCUGUCGGCAGAGACCGCGACCGGUCAGUACCCGGUUGAAGCUGUUGCGCAAAUGAACCGAAUCGCGCUGACCGUCGAAGCCGAUGCCACCUACCGCGAAGCGAUCAGUCAAUCUCUGCGAGCUGAGCGCACGGUGUUCGAUUCGGUCGCACAUGCUGCGUGCCAGGUCGCCAGAGAAGUUUCGGCAAGAAUUAUUGUUACGUUCAGCGCUAGUGGGUCGACCGCUCUGCGCGUUGCCCGUCAUCGCAGUUUACAAGACAUCCUCGCGAUCACACCCAAUGAAAUCGCCUAUCGACAAAUGGCAAUGUCCUGGGGCGUGCGACCAAUGUUGGCGGAAGACAUUAAGAAUUCCGAUGAGAUGGUCGCCGCAGCUAACAAGGCGAUAUUGGAAAGCGGCCUCGCGCAAAAAGGUGACCGCUAUGUCAUCACUGCUGGCGUGCCAUUUGGCGUGUCCGGUAGUACCAACCUGAUUCGUGUUGAGACGGUGAGUUAG
Messenger RNA from Nerophis lumbriciformis (worm pipefish), 1431 nucleotides. Lineage: Eukaryota; Metazoa; Chordata; Actinopteri; Syngnathiformes; Syngnathidae. The record is from RefSeq and is a predicted model, not a curated record.